AUGCCCGUGGCCCGCACUCCCCCGGGCGGCCCCGCAGCCCUGGCCUGGGCCAACCAGAGCGGAGCGCGCGACCUCGUGCUGCUGGGCUUGGCGCACGUGCCCAGGCUGCGCGCGCUGCUGGCCACACUCUUCCUGGCGCUCUUCCUGCUGGCGCUGCUGGGCAACGCGCUCAUCGCGCUGCUGCCCGGCCUGGACCCCGCCCUGCGCGCGCCCAUGGACUUCUUCCUGCGCCAGCUGGCCCUGGUGGAGCUCUGCUUCUCGCUGGACGUGGCGCCGCGCCUGCUGCUGACCCUGCUGCGGCCCGGGCGUGGCGUGUCCCCCGCGGCCUGCGCCCUGCAGCUGCUGCUCGUGCUGUGGUGCGUCACGUCCGAGUGCUUCCUGCUGACCGCCAUGGCCUGGGACCGCUUCGUGGCCAUCUGCAGGCCGCUGCACUAUGGCGCCCUGGUGAGCCUCAGGCGGUGCCGCCUGCUGGCCGCCGCCUGCUGGCUGGCGGGAGUCCCCGUGGCGCUGGUCUUCACCGUCUGGCUGUUCAGCUUCCCCUUCUGCGGGCCGCGUGGCAUCCGCCACUUCUUCUGUGACAUCGCCCCUCUGCUCAGCCUGGUGUGCGCAGACACCAGGGUCUUCGAGGCCAACGUGUUGGCGGCCACGGUGUUGGUCAUGUUCAUUCCCUUCUGCCUGAUUGCCACAUCCUACGCCAGGAUUCUGGCCGCUGUCCUGCGGAUGCCGUCGGCCUCCGGGCGCCUCAAGGCGCUGUCCACCUGCGCGUCCCACCUCAUCGUGGUGAUUCUGUUUUAUGGCACCACGGGGGUCAUCCAUUUGCGCCCCAAGGGCAGCUACUCUCCUGAGAGCAAGCAGGUGGUGUCCCUGUCCUACACCCUGGUGACCCCCAUGCUGAACCCCCUCAUCUACAGCCUUCGGAACAAGGAGGUGAAGGCUGCCCUGGGGCGCCUGUGUUGUCAGAGAAGAGGUGUGCACCUACUGUGCACCUAUGGCAGCCCCAACGUGCUCAACCAGGUCUUCUGUGACGUCUCCCCCCUGCUCAACCUCUCCUGCACCCACGCGGCCCUCACGGAGCUGGUGGACUUCAUCUCGGCCAUCGUCACCCUCGGGGUUCCCUGA
This is a messenger RNA of Marmota flaviventris (yellow-bellied marmot), 1119 nucleotides long. NCBI's taxonomy places the organism in Eukaryota, Metazoa, Chordata, Mammalia, Rodentia, Sciuridae. The record is from RefSeq and is a predicted model, not a curated record.